ACGAGUGGGUGAGUUGUGUUUCUGUUGAAAUCUAGGCUAGAGAGAGCUAACGGGUGGUUGACAGGAAUGUGUAUGUAUUGCCCGAAAAUGAGAGCGGGUUAGGAUGGGGUGUAGGAAGCUAGAGGCUGGAAAAUGAGGAAGAUCUUGUAAGGAAGUGAGAGGCAGAACUGGUUUCCCAAAAACGCAUUGUCUGUUGCCAGCUGCUGUAUUUGUCCAUUUCGUAUCGGUGUUUCUAGUGAGAACCUGCGAGUAAUUCAUUGGGCUCUUUAACAAGUUGCAGUUGUUGCUGAUAAAAUUAAGGCUGACAGUACCCAAGAUGGCUUCAAACCCUCCGGGACAAGGCUUUCAGAAUAAAAACAGGGUUGCAAUCUUGGCUGAGCUAGACAAGGAGAAGAGAAAGCUACUGAUGCAAAACCAGUCUUCCACCACUCACCCUGGAGCCAGAGUUCUGCAGCCACUCUACCAAACAUAUGAACUCCCCAUCAUGAAGACUAUGGACCCCUGCAUCUCGCUCACUAGAUCCUCCCUUAAUAAGGAUUUUCGUGAUCAUGCUGAGCAACAGCACAUUGCAGCACAGCAGAAGGCUGCCUUGCAGCAUGCUCAUGCGCAUUCUUCAGGAUACUUCAUCACCCAGGACUCUGCAUUUGGAAAUCUUAUUCUUCCUGUAUUGCCACGGCUUGAUGUAGAGUGAGAAGUUGAUUUAGCAUCCUUAGAAUGAGGCCACUGAGACGUAUCCGGUGCUGCUGCUGUUCCCCUUCCCAGGUCGUCAAUAGUGAUUUGUGAAAAUAAUCAAGGACUCAGAACUGGAGAGACCUUUCUUCUCUUUUUUGAGCCAAUUUGAAGAGGAGGGGGAGAGACAUUAAACUGUUUUGAGUUCUGAACUGCCUCAUGGUCUGAAAAUUGGAGGACACUGAUAACAUGCUUGAAUUUUCUGUCUUGGUUCUUCCUUCUUGCUCAUUCUUUCACCUGAAUGUACCAUAUGUCCAAUAAGCAUAACAUAAGUAAAAACACUUACCACUAACACAGCAUAAAAGUCUUCCUAGUAAA
Molecule: messenger RNA, 1047 nt
Organism: Heteronotia binoei (common prickly gecko)
Lineage: Eukaryota; Metazoa; Chordata; Lepidosauria; Squamata; Gekkonidae
Product: SOSS complex subunit C
Exons: 6
Coding region: 317-691 (124 amino acids)
Biological process (GO): DNA repair
Cellular component (GO): nucleus; SOSS complex; nucleoplasm
Source: RefSeq, a predicted model, not a curated record